AUGUCUCAGAAAUUUUGCUCACAAGAUUUUGUUCUAUUGAUUGUUCCUGUGAUGUUUCCGGGCUCGUCUUGGGAAAUAAUUUCAUUAUUAUCUGAAUUAGAAGAUUCCGGAAUAUUUGUAGCUGAUGCUUCGGAUAUUGCGCUAUUGCAUGGUUGA
Molecule: messenger RNA, 156 nt
Organism: Ambispora leptoticha
Lineage: Eukaryota; Fungi; Glomeromycota; Glomeromycetes; Archaeosporales; Ambisporaceae
Source: the annotation of a GenBank genome assembly